AUGACACGGAUAACUUUCGCUCCCUCACGGAGGGAACGAACGUGGCAAUGUGCCCAGUGCUGUGGCUCAGGUGCACUGCUAAAGUUAGGUGUGCAGUACUGGAUGCUCAAAAAUCGCUCUGUCCUGCUUUCUCGACAGCCAGAGCUGAGAGGAAAGAUGCGUGGAAAUGAGGGUGUGUGGAUUACUGGAUUACAGUAUUAUGUAUAUUUUGAAAAUUCUUCCAGCAAUCCGUAUCUCAUUAGGAGAAUUGAAGAACUUAACAAGACUGCCAAUGGGAACGUGGAAGCAAAAGUGGUUUGUUUUUACAGGCGAAGAGAUAUUUCUAACAGCCUUAUAAUGCUUGCAGAUAAGCAUGCUAAAGAAGUUGAAGAAGAGUCUGAAACUACAAUUGAGGUUGAUUUGACUGAUAAACAGAAACAUCAAUUGAAGCACAGAGAGCUUUUCCUUUCUCGCCAGUAUGAGUCCCUACCAGCAACGCACAUCAGGGGAAAAUGCAGUGUUGCACUUCUGAAUGAAACAGAAUCUGUGCUGUCAUACCUGGAGAAAGAGGAUACUUUUUUUUAUUCAUUGGUGUAUGAUCCAUCAUUGAAAACGCUUUUAGCAGACAAGGGAGAAAUCAGAGUGGGGCCUAGAUAUCAAGCAGAUGUGCCAGAUAUGCUUGUGGAAGGAGAAUUAGAUGACAGAGAACAGGCAAAGCUGGAAGUAAAAGUAUGGGAUCCAGAUAGCCCCCUUACUGACCGUCAGAUUGACCAGUUUUUAGUUGUAGCACGUGCGGUUGGCACGUUUGCUCGAGCCUUGGACUGCAGUAGUUCUGUCAGGCAACCCAGUUUACAUAUGAGUGCUGCUGCUGCUUCCCGAGACAUCACACUGUUUCAUGCAAUGGACACACUGCAUAAACACAACUAUGAUCUGAGCAGUGCCAUCAGUGUUCUAGUGCCACUGGGAGGGCCUGUCUUGUGUAGAGAUGAAAUGGAAGAGUGGUCAGCAUCAGAAGCUAGUUUAUUUGAAGAGGCUUUGGAAAAGUAUGGCAAGGACUUCAAUGACAUUCGACAAGACUUUCUCCCUUGGAAGUCUCUGACUAGCAUCAUUGAGUAUUACUACAUGUGGAAAACCACUGACAGAUAUGUGCAGCAGAAACGUCUGAAAGCAGCUGAAGCAGAAAGUAAAUUGAAACAAGUAUACAUCCCCACCUACAAUAAACCAAAUCCCAAUCAAAUAUCCAGCAACAAUGGGAAACCUGCUGCAGUCAAUGGAGCAAUGGGAGCUUCUUACCAGGCACAAGCCACAGUAAUAGGUCGGGCUUGUGAAAGCUGCUAUACUCCGCAGUCUCACCAAUGGUAUUCUUGGGGCCCUCCCAAUAUGCAAUGUAGGUUGUGUGCAUCUUGCUGGAUUUAUUGGAAGAAAUACGGUGGCCUGAAAAUGCCCACACAGACAGAUGACGAUAAACUGUCUUCCAGCCAACCUACAGAGGAAUCGCAUGUCAGAACUCACCUGUCCCGGCAGGCCACGCAGGGCACUCCGGUCCGUAACACGGGCAGUCCAAAGUCGGCGGUGAAAACACGGCAGGCUUUCUUUCUCCACACCACCUGUUGGACAAAACUGGCCCGCCAGGUCUGCAAAAAUACCCUCCGGCUGCGGCAGGCAGCACGACGUCCCUUUGUCCCUAUUAACUGUGCUGCCAUUAAGGCAGAAUAUGCAGAUCGACAUUGUGAACUUGCUGGGAAUCCUCUGAAGAUAAAAAGCACCAGAAAACCACUGUCAUGUAUCAUUGGGUAUUUAGAGAUACAUCCUGCUGUGAAACCCAAUGUAAUCAGGUCAACACCAAGCCUUCAAAGUCCAAGUGCAAAGCGACUGCUUGCACCCUCCAAUCACUCUUCAUUAAGUAUUUUGGGGAAAAGAAACUACAGCCAUCAUAAUGGGCUUGAUGGUAUGUGAAGGAAUAUAAAAGAAACAUUCUUUAACUUUCUGAAUUGCAAAACUUUCUGUGAGUACCUGAGGUAACAUUAAAUGAGAGUGUACAGACUUAGGAAAAUGUAAGAUAAUGGAUGGUAUGUUUAUAGCAGCAGUGCAAUGAAUGGAGGUG
Molecule: messenger RNA, 2083 nt
Organism: Cyanistes caeruleus (blue tit)
Lineage: Eukaryota; Metazoa; Chordata; Aves; Passeriformes; Paridae
Source: RefSeq, a predicted model, not a curated record